Hyaloscypha bicolor E is the source of this 306-nucleotide messenger RNA. RefSeq lists its product as uncharacterized. The record is from RefSeq and is a predicted model, not a curated record. Lineage: Eukaryota; Fungi; Ascomycota; Leotiomycetes; Helotiales; Hyaloscyphaceae. The annotation marks the transcript as partial. The transcript is spliced from 2 exons.
CCAGCAGGAGAUGCCCAAGACAACGACUACGUCUCCCGCACCUGCCAGAAGCAAGGUCCUAUCCCAGUGCAAUCUGACAAUGAUACCGUCGACGACCCGACCGAUGGCGCGACUACGGAUAGUGAUGAGCAGCUAGGUAUGUCUCCUCUUCUCUUCUUACUCCCCUUUGCGCUCUUGUUCCCUCCUGCAUCGGAAAAGGCUCGAGACGACGACGAAGCAAUUGACUCGUCUAAUAUCGUAGAUGGGCGGACCGGAGGCGCGAAGCCUUCAGGCGGGUACCGCGAGCCUGGCGAUGAGGAGGGCUUG